CAACAACAAACAGCGUCACAAAUGGGACUUGUCUGGCAUGUCACAAGGUUACUGCCAAACGGGGUACACUGGUCUGCGACAUGCCGCGAACCGCUCGGGCGCCGAUCGAAUUCGAACCAUACUCGUGGGGGCGCGGAACCUCGGACCUUGCCUUUGCUUUCAAAGAGAUGUACUACUCACCGAAUAAGCUUGUAUGUCGCCUGCGCCACCAUUAUCAUGUUGGUCGGAAAGCCGAAUGCCAGAUCUAUAAAGGACAGCAUGCCUUGAUCACCGAUCCUCAGUUCACAUUGAACAGAUGUUUCUCCCAAGUGGACGCAAGCACUAAGAAGAGAUAUCAUGCGAUCGGCAAUGGCAGAGAAGAGUCGAACGUACCAACCAGCACGAACAGGGUGAACACGAUCUUCGUCUCAAAAUCUCAGGCCAUUCUGCAGAAUUCCAAGUACCCGUUGGCAUCUAAACCGCCUACAUUGCAGCGCAAGGACAUAGAUGAAAGGUCCCAUAAGAUAAAGCACAAAGGACAGCGCCGUUCAACAAAGUCGCCGAAGAUCACUGAAGAACAAUCUUUCGUCUUGGACUUGGUGAAAAGCGGGAAGAGCGUCUUCUUCACCGGUUCCGCUGGUAUGUCGAAGACGUACAAAUGAAUGCGAAUGAUCUCUAAAACCAUCUUAAAGGCACAGGGAAGUCCUUUCUGCUUCGCAAAAUAAUUCAAGCUUGCG
Laetiporus sulphureus 93-53 is the source of this 716-nucleotide messenger RNA. RefSeq lists its product as uncharacterized. The transcript is spliced from 2 exons. Bases 81 to 641 code for a protein of 186 amino acids. Lineage: Eukaryota; Fungi; Basidiomycota; Agaricomycetes; Polyporales; Laetiporaceae. The record is from RefSeq and is a predicted model, not a curated record.